AUGGCCUCUAUGGUACCACUGAAGGAGAGGAAGCUUGUGGAUAUAAAACCGGAGGAGCUGCCCAGCUGGAAACUGAUGCUGGAGUUCACCCUGAGCGGCAUCAGAGGAGCAUUCCAGGGAGACUACUACUUGUACAAAAAGGAGUAUGUCAGUGUGAAGAAGGGGGUAAUCUCCGGGCUGUCCAUGGUCCUGACAGUUUACGUGGUGGUCAGCUACUGCCUUUCUGACAAGGAGCUCAAACAUGAACAGUUACAGAAGUACCACUAA
This is a messenger RNA of Elephantulus edwardii (Cape elephant shrew), 267 nucleotides long. RefSeq names its product ATP synthase subunit f, mitochondrial-like. The record is from RefSeq and is a predicted model, not a curated record. The transcript has a single exon. Gene Ontology annotation, molecular function: proton-transporting ATP synthase activity, rotational mechanism. The coding region runs from base 1 to 267 and encodes 88 amino acids. Gene Ontology annotation, biological process: proton motive force-driven mitochondrial ATP synthesis. NCBI's taxonomy places the organism in Eukaryota, Metazoa, Chordata, Mammalia, Macroscelidea, Macroscelididae.